AUGGAAAAGGAUGAAAAUGUAAUGCUAACUUCAGGAAUUCCCACGGAAUUUCCAAACAACUCUUCUCCACAACCUGUGAGAUUGGAUUCUCACAGAAUAGAACUUGAAAAGGAUGUAACUUGUAAAGUAGACGAAUUGUCAGCAAAUUUAGAAUUCAAUUCAUUUGAGAAUUCAUUAGAUUUGCCGUCGUUUAGUGGAACGGGUAAGUCCAUUAAUCAUAUUAAUAUGGCUGAAGACGAAACUUCUGAUAUAUUUAUAAAGGAUGAAUUUAACGCUGAUGAAGUUGAUUUUCCCGGAAAAUGUGUUUGUAACGUGUGCGGUAUGAUAUUUGACGAUGUAAAUGAUUUAGCCCGUCACAAACUAAUCCACGUUCCUAACGAGACGAAGCUCGAAAACGUAGAAUAUAAUUCGUUCGAAGAUUCAUCGGAUUCACAGUCGGUUGAUGGAGCAGGUCAAUCUAUUGAGCAAAUGACUGAAAACAAAACUACCGAUAUCUUCAUAAAGGACGAAUUGAGCGCUUAUGCAGCUAAUUUUCUCGAAAAAUAUAUCUGUAGCGUGUGUGAUUGGAUAUUUGACAAUGAAAGCGAUUUAGAUCGUCACAAUUUAAUCCACGGUCAUUACGGAAAAAAACGUAAAAAGGAUUCAACCUGUAACUUGGAUAAAUUGCUUGCGGAAGUAGAAUUCGAUGGGUUUGAAGUUUUAUUCGAUAUGCCGUCGGUUAGUAGAACGGAAAAUUCCAUUCAGAAAAUAACUGAAGAUAUCUUCAUAAACGAUGAGUUUAACGCUGCCGAUGUUAAUUUUCCCGAAACAUAUGUUUGUAACGUGUGCGAUAUGAAAUUUAGCAAUGUAAGUGAUUUAGACCAUCACAAUUUGAUCCACGAUCCUUACGGACUAAAGUAUGAAAAUAAUGUAACUUGGAAAGUAGACAAGUUGCCACUGAGAAUGAAAUAUGAUACAUCAGAUUUGCUAUCGUUUAGUGGAGCCGGUCAGUCCAUUCAGAAAAUUACUGAAGUUAUUAACGCCACUGAAGAUGAUUUUUCCGGAAAAUAUAUUAUGUGUAAAGCUUGCAAUGCAAUACUCGAUAAUGCAAGUGAUUUAUACCGUCACGAUUUAAUCCACGAUCCGGAUAGGCAAACUUGGAAAUUGGAAGAAUUGCAUACGAAAGUGAAAUUUGACGAUUCAUCAGAUUUGCCAUCGUUUAGUAGAGCGGGUCAGUCCAUUCAGACAAUUAAUGCGAAUAAAGACCCAACUACUACCAAUACCUUAAAAAAUGAAGAAUUUAAAGCGGAUGAAGUUAAUUUUCCUGAAAAAUAUGUCUGCAACGUGUGCAAUGUAAUAUUUGACAAAUCAAGUGAUUUAGACCCUCAUAGUUUAAUCCAUGAUCAUUACGAAAAAAAAAGUGAAAAGAAUGUAGCCUGUAACUUGGAUAAAUUGCUUGGGAAAGUAGAAUUUGAUGAUUCAUCAGAUUUGCCAUCAUUUAGUGGAGCGGGUCAGUCAAUUCAGACAAUUAAUGUGAGUGAUGACGACAGUUCGGAAAUCUCUAUAAAUGAGGAAGCUAGUUGUCCCAAAAAAUAUAUCUGUAACGUGUGCAAUAUGAUAUUUGAUAUCCCAAGUGAUUUAGCCCGUCACAAAUUAAUUCACGAUAUUGACUACAUAUAUUUGUGUGCAACUUGCAACCGAAAAUUUGCAGAUGGAACAAGCCUAAGAAAUCACCAAAAAAACUAUUGUAAGAAUGGCAGCUCCAUCUCUAAUUUUUGCGGUAGCAACUUUACCGUCUGGAAAUGUAAAAGUUGUUAUAGAGUGUUUGCUUCUAAACACAUCGCAAAUCAUCACUUGAAAUUGUGCGUGAAUGUAGAAAUAACAAAUGAAGAUCCUUUGGCUGUCAAAACAAACAUCGAGAAGAUACUAACAAAUCUGGUCAUACAAUGCGAAUUCUGCAAUAGAUCGUACGUUGAUACAAAAUCAUUGAUGAUGCACCAAACAAAACACACAACGAUCAAAAAUUACGAAUGUAUCGAGUGUUUUCUAAUUUUUGAUUGUUAUUCCGAUGCUACUAAACAUUGGAUGGAAAAAUGUACAGAGCAUGUGAACUCUUUCCUUGUACCUAAAGUAAUAUACUGCGAACAUUGCGAUAGAGUAUUCGGUUCACACCAACUUCUCUAUGAGCAUAAAAGGAAAACUAAGCACUAUACUUCCAAGCUCUUCGAACCGGAGAUCGAUAUUGAUCAAAUAAUGAUGAGAGACGAUUUUAUAAUUGAAAGUGCAGUCCUAAACUCAAUAAAACUAUUGGAUGAAGCAUUAAGUAGAAUUGACUACGGAGAAGCUGGUGAGGUCAAAGAACAUUUUGAUGAACGCAACGCUGAAAACUGUAGAUAUCAAUGUGAGAACUGCGUUGAAAUGUUUUCACAUGCUAACGGACUUGAUGAACACAGAAGGAAAGGUCAUUCUUCGAAUUUGAAUCCUGUUGCAAAUGAUGAGCGAAAACAAUGA
Messenger RNA from Diorhabda sublineata, 2490 nucleotides. RefSeq names its product zinc finger protein 271-like. Gene Ontology annotation, molecular function: chromatin insulator sequence binding. The record is from RefSeq and is a predicted model, not a curated record. Bases 1 to 2490 code for a protein of 829 amino acids. Gene Ontology annotation, cellular component: chromosome. The transcript is spliced from 2 exons. Lineage: Eukaryota; Metazoa; Arthropoda; Insecta; Coleoptera; Chrysomelidae. Gene Ontology annotation, biological process: regulation of transcription by RNA polymerase II.